Messenger RNA from Jatropha curcas, 2031 nucleotides. Its product is annotated as O-Glycosyl hydrolases family 17 protein. Lineage: Eukaryota; Viridiplantae; Streptophyta; Magnoliopsida; Malpighiales; Euphorbiaceae. Gene Ontology annotation, molecular function: hydrolase activity, hydrolyzing O-glycosyl compounds. Gene Ontology annotation, biological process: carbohydrate metabolic process. The record is from RefSeq and is a predicted model, not a curated record.
AAACGGCUACCAAUGUCAAGAAAAGAGAAAAAAAGAAAUGUUGUCUUGGGUUUGGUUUCUUAACAUAAACCACUGUAUCAAAAUUUGCAGAUGAUAUCAUGACCGUCCAUUCUCUGACCAUCUUUCCACGUGAUCAAGAAUCCUGUUUCCCUCUCUCCUAUAUUUCUUCCAUCUUAGCCCCACUUUCUUUUCUUGGUUUUCUUUCUCACUUACUACACCAAUUUUCUCCCUUCUCUCUUUCUCUCUCUGCAUUAUUGAGUUUAUUUUUUUCUUUUUUUCUUUAACUUUCCAAGAUUCUUUAGAACAAGAGCAUGUUUUGGAAGAUUGAAUCUAUGGCUGAUGUGUUUAUGCUCAUACUUUUAGCAGUUCAGGUUUUUGUUCUUGCAGCAGCAGAUGAAGAGCCAUUUAUUGGUGUUAACAUUGGAACUGAACUCUCUGACAUGCCCCAUCCCACUCAAAUAGUGGCCCUCCUCAAAGCCCAACAGAUUAGGCAUGUCCGGUUAUAUGAUGCUGAUCGUGGGAUGUUAAUUGCGCUUGCAAAUAGUGGCAUUCAGGUUAUGGUCUCUGUCCCUAAUGAACAACUCCUUGGAAUUGGUCAGUCAAAUUCCACUGCAGCUAAUUGGGUAUCUCACAAUGUUGUGGCUCAUUAUCCAGCCACCAAUAUCACGGCUAUUUCAGUAGGUUCCGAGAUUCUGACCACCCUUCCUAAUGCAGCACCAGUCCUUGUCAAUGCCCUUAAGUACAUUCACUCGGCCCUUGUGGCAUCGAAUCUAGAUCGUCAAAUCAAAGUUUCAACACCUCUUUCUUCCUCUAUUAUUCUUGAUUCUUUCCCACCCUCCCAAGCCUUCUUUAACCGCUCGUGGAACCCUGUUUUAGUUCCAAUGCUCAAUUUUUUGCAGUCCACAGGCUCAUACCUCACACUUAAUGUAUACCCUUAUUAUGACUACAUGCAAUCAAAUGGUGUAAUUCCAUUAGACUAUGCACUCCUCAAGCCUCUUCCUCCAAACAAAGAAGCUGUAGAUGCUAAUACACUAGUCCACUAUUCCAAUGUCUUUGAUGCUAUGGUUGAUGCAGCAUAUUUUGCUAUGGCUUUUCUGAACUUCACCAACAUUCCUGUCAUGGUAACUGAAACUGGUUGGCCAUCAAAAGGUGAUUCCAAUGAGCCGGAUGCAACUAUAGAUAAUGCCAAUACUUAUAACAGCAAUUUGAUCAGGCAUGUUUUGAACAAAACUGGAACUCCAAAACACCCAGGAAUUGCUGUUAGUACUUACAUUUAUGAGCUCUAUAAUGAGGACACAAAACCUGGACCUGUCUCAGAGAAGAACUGGGGAUUGUUUAAUGUAAAUGGAGAGCCUGUUUACAUAUUGCACCUGGCUGGGUCUGGAUCAGUGUUAGCUAACGACACGACUAACCAAACUUACUGCACCGCAAAGGAAGGAGCUGAUCCAAAGAUGUUGCAGGCUGCUUUGGAUUGGGCAUGUGGACCUGGUAAGGUUGAUUGCUCACCUCUAUUGCAAGGAGAAUCUUGUUACGAGCCGGACAAUGUAAUUGCACAUGCAACUUAUGCUUUCAACACUUACUAUCAUCAAAUGGGAAAGGCUCCCGGUACAUGUGACUUCAAUGGAGUGGCUGCUGUCACCACAACAAAUCCAAGUCACGGAACCUGUAUCUUCCCAGAAAGCUCUGGCAAGAUCAAUGGUACCCUGGUAAAUAUUACAGCUCCAUCUAUGAAUUCCACAAGUUCAGACUCUACUGCUCGAAAUUUUUAUAUUGGCGGUUUCAUGAGCAUUUCAAUGCUUCUGAGAGUUGUAAUGUGGAUCUUAGUUGUAUUGUAGAGUGGUAAAAAUGGUGAAAUCUUUUGCAACUCAUGCAGUUUUUUUGGGGGAAGGUCUAAAUAGCAACAGAUGGUAUUGUAGGUAAGGUAGUUGGAAAUCAAAUUUUUGUACAAAAGCUGAAAAGCCUAGACCAACUUUGGCUUCAACUGAAUUCUAUUAUUCUUUGCAAUGAGAGUUGUGAUUCUUGUGCAGCUUA